Messenger RNA from Cicer arietinum (chickpea), 2864 nucleotides. Its product is annotated as UBP1-associated protein 2C-like. The record is from RefSeq and is a predicted model, not a curated record. Gene Ontology annotation, molecular function: RNA binding. NCBI's taxonomy places the organism in Eukaryota, Viridiplantae, Streptophyta, Magnoliopsida, Fabales, Fabaceae. Gene Ontology annotation, cellular component: nucleus.
ACAAUGUAGCAAUGGCAUUCGUCUGGUUCAGUUUGUAAAACCUAGUUAGUUUGAACAUCAUAUCUAUCCCUUCAAAUCCCUAGUUCCCAAUUCCUCUCUCACCGCCCUCGCAAUGGACUUCUCCAAAAAGCGCAAAACAGAAGAGAACGGCGACGCUAAUUCUCCGCCCCCCUCAACAGACGCCGCCGCAACCACCACCGCCACUCUCACCCCAGAAGACAUCCGCAAGAUGAUCCAACCGUUCACACAGGACCAGUUACUAGACCUUCUCCAAUCUGCCUCCCUCCAACACCCCAACGUUCUCGACUCCGUACGCUCCAUAGCCGACCGCGACAACACCCGCCGUAAACUCUUCGUCCGCGGCCUCGCAGGCGAUACCACCACCGACACUCUCCGCGCCGUAUUUUCAUCAUACGGCGACCUAGAAGAAGCCAUCGUGAUAUUCGACAAGUCCACUGGCAGGUCCAAAGGUUACGGCUUCGUCGUGUUCCGACACGUCGACGGUGCAAUUCUCGCCCUAAAAGAACCAAGCAAGAAAAUCGACGGUAGGAUGACGGUUACACAGCUUGCGGCGGCGGGUGCUGGAUCGACCGGCGGUGAUGUCUCUGCUCGUAAAGUUUUCGUAGGAAACGUUCCGUUUGAAGUGUCAUCGGAGAGUCUAUUGAGUGAGUUUUCCAAGUAUGGUGAAAUCGAAGAGGGUCCUCUAGGGUUUGAUAAAUCGAGUGGAAAAACGAGAGGUUUCGCUUUCUUCGUUUAUAAAACCGAAGAAGGUGCGAGAGCUUCGCUUGUGGAGUCUCUUAAAACCGUUGAUGGUCACCAAGUGAUUUGCAAGUUGGCUGUCGAUAAUAAAAAGCCCAAGCCCGGUAACCAAAACCCAUCGGGAUUUCCAGUGGAUAAUUCUUCUUCUAAUUUACAUGCUCCUAAUGCUAUGAUGAUGCCGCAAUAUGGUGCUCCUCAUAAUACUUACGGGCAACAGCCGUAUAGUAAUCAGGCUCCCUCUGCUGGUGGCUAUGGGCCUCCAAUUGGAGGAGGUGCUUCUCAGUAUGGUGGGCCUGGGCAUAUGCCUGGGCCUGUUUCAGGUCCAAGAGCGCCUCCGGCUUCUGUUGGAGGAUACCCUGAUGGUUCGCAGUACGGUUACCCAUCACAACCUAUGCCGAUGGCGAGACCUCCUCCUGGAGGAAUGUACCAAGGCGUGCCACCUUAUUAUUGAGGUGUUUCAUUCAGCUUUGUGAUGGCUUCUUGGGCGCUAGUGCGUUAAAUGGUUGUGCUGAUUUCGUGCUUGCAGACAAUGAAAUCUGUGGUUUUCGUUACAUGGACUGCUGUAAUUUGUUGCUGCUUCACUACCUCUGCUUCUAUGUGUUAUGGUUCCAUGCUAUAGAUGCUAGUUAAAGCUUAUAUAACUUGGGGGUAGCUUUUUAAUGUAGUACUUAUGUGGAAAUUUUGUUGAACUUAUUAUUUGGAGUUUUUCCUUCCUAAACUAGCUUGUCAAAUUCUUGAUCAAAUUGCAAGGUGCAUUACAUUGAAUUUGAAAUGUGUCAUUGUUUUCUAUGCUCCUAUGUGCAUAUGUGUACUCUCUGUGGUUGUUAUGGUGAUAGCUAAAUUUAUUUUUGAUGCUUUAUUGUUUUACCUCCUUAUUUGCUAGUAUGUGUUUAUUAUUAAGAUUCGGCUCAUAUUAUAUUUAACUUGUUUUUAAAUAUUCUUAUUUGAUUUGUAAACAAAGUCCUGAUCCAAGUCUAUGAGAAAUCAGUAAAGUAAAGUCUUUAGAGGCUUAUUUUUAGUCUUUUAAGAUGAGUUCUGCUACUUAUUUGUCUCGGUAUUGGAUUCUUGUGUAAACACCUCCUUUGAUGAUUGUCAACCUUGAGAUUACCUGCCUUGUUUGUAGUGGGAAUCAAAUCUCAAGCUUGAUGUGGAAAUUGCAAUGCGUUGUUUUCGUUUGUAAAACUUUAAUUUAUACGCCAACGAUACAAUGAUUUUGCCACUGUAUUGCCAUUUGUUUUCAUGUAUAAACCUUUAAUUUAUAUGCUUAACAUAUAAUGACUUUUUUAAUAGACUUUUAUUUUUUGUGAAAAACAUUUUUCAAUAUAGGCAAGAAUAAAAGAGUAUGUCUUGUAAUUUCCACAGUUGAUGAUUCUUACAAUUUUGAUUUGGCUUGUGUAACACGCAAUCGAGUUUUGUCAAACGCACAUCAAGUGGUUGUUAUAAUGCCAUUAUUAUAACAAAAAAACGAUUUAUCAUUUAUGAUUGAUUGCUGAAGCUUCUAUACCCUAGGUGCUCGUAUGGAAGAAGAGCAAUUCCAGGGAAAACAAUGUAAUCGUUAUUAAUUCUUUAUAUUUCUUUUUAGCUAAAAGUAGGAUAUGAAGGUAAAAAGCAUAACAUUAUGUCUUUGUUGUUUUGCUCAUCUUGCACUGUACUGCACUUGAGUAUGUGGUGUCCGUUGUUUGGGUUCUAGAGGAGAUAAAUAAACUUCUUAAAAGGAAUAUGCAAGUUGCUUUGCUAUGUUUUGGUGUUUUCUUUUGUUUGUUUCCCCAUUACCUUUUGGGCCAAAUAACUUAUUGUUUGUUUGUUGCCACUGAAAGUUUCUGUAUUGUGUUUCUAAUUUUGAUUUUGAUGGCUUCUGUGUCAAAUCUUGAGAAUGUUAUUUGCUGCUAAUUCUAAUGAUCUUUGAGGUGGUUCUCCUGUCUCCCAUAUUCCAUUUGAAGUGGAUCUGCCAACACCGCAUUGCCCAAUUUCUCGGAAGUUAGGAUGUAGGACUUGAAUGCCAGUUUGGUCUACGAAAUGUCUAGUGAAGGGGCCAAACUAUUUAUUUUUGUUUGUAUCAUUCUAUGAAGUGGCACAAUUAUUUUGUAAUAAAUAUUUUCAUGAAA